UGCUUUUCUGCGCCGGAGGGGCUGCGGCUGUUUAUUCCAAGAUGGGCAAGAAGCCCAAAGUGGGGAAGACCCGAAGGGACAAGUUCUAUCACUUGGCCAAGGAGACUGGAUUCCGUUCCCGUUCGUCUUUCAAGCUCAUUCAGUUGAACCGCAAAUUCCAGUUCCUUCCAAAGUCUCGGGCGCUGCUGGAUCUGUGCGCUGCUCCUGGAGGAUGGUUGCAGGUGGCUUCGAAGUUUAUGCCUGUGUCCAGUCUUAUAAUUGGGGUUGACCUGGUUCCCAUAAAGCCCAUUCCCAAUGUGGUAACAAUGCAGGAAGACAUCACCACGGAGAAGUGUCGCCAGGCCCUACGCAAGGAGCUGAAGACGUGGAAAGUGGAUGUUGUGCUGAACGAUGGGGCUCCCAACAUGGGAGCCAGCUGGGUACAUGAUGCGUUUUCCCAAGCGAACCUCACGCUGUCGGCGCUGAAGCUGGCCUGCGACUUCUUGUCCAAGGGCGGUUGGUUCAUCAGCAAAGUCUUCCGUUCCCGGGACUACCAGCCCCUCCUGUGGAUCUUUCAGCAGCUGUUCCGCAAGGUCCAAGCCACCAAGCCCCAGGCCUCGCGUAACGAGUCUGCCGAGAUCUUUGUGGUCUGCCAGGGCUAUUUGGCCCCAGAUAAAAUCGACAACAAGUUCUUCGACCCCAAGUUUGCCUUCAAGGAAGUGGAGGUGCAGGCCAAAUCAGUCACUGAGCUGGUGUCCCAGAAGAAGCCCAAGGCAGAGGGAUAUGAAGAUGGCACCACAAUUCUUUAUAACCGCUGCACACUGACGGACUUCCUGAAGGCUCCCAACCCUGUGGACUUCCUGGCAAAGGCCAGUGAGAUUGUCUUUGACAGUGAAGAGCUGGAACGCCACAGCGCUACCACCGAGGAAGUGCGUCACUGUUGUCGGGACAUCCGUGUUCUGGGCCGUAAGGAGCUCAGGGGCCUGCUGAACUGGAGGACGAGGCUGAGGCGCUUCCUUGUCAAGAAGCUGAAAGAGCAAGCCAAGGAAAUAGAUAUCAACUUGAGCUCUGGCGAGGAGGGCGAAGGGGAGGACGAACCGCAGCCUGAGCGGGCGAGUCCAGAGACCCCGAGCAGAGAGGAGCCAGACGAGAAAGAAGAGGAGGAGGAGCUGGAGCUCAAACUGGCAGAACUCAAGGCCCAAGAGAUGGCCGAACUGAAGAGGAAGAAACGCAAGAUCCUACGUGAGCGACGGCGGCAGCGAGAGCGCGUUGAGCUCAAGAUGGAUCUUCCCGGUGUUUCUGUCGCCGAUGACUGUGACACCAGCAUGUUCUCCCUCCGGGCCAUCAGCAAAAGUCAGUUGCUGAAUGAGGUGUUCCAGGGAGACAUGGCGGCAGCAGAUACCUUUGUGGCGACAGCAGCAAGUGCAGAUGACGACCUCUCGCUUUCGGAAGGGGGAGACUCCGACGAUGACAUGUCUCUGGCCAGCGAGCUGGACGAGGAGGAGAUGGCGGAGGUUGAGGAGCGGUCAAGGCAGAUGAAGCGGGCCGAGGCCCCACAGCGGAGGGUUGCCAGGGAAGAGGAAGAGGAAGAGGAGAGCGCCGAGGCAGAGAACCCACUUUUGGUGGAGCUGGAGAGCAAGGAGGAGCGGCAGGAACAUCAAGCGAGUCUGUGGUUUGGCAAGGAAGCUUUUGCUGGGAUUGACGACGAUGCUGACGAGGCACUAGAGAUUGGGCAGGCGCAAGUCCUGUCCCAGAACCAGGCAGAACCUCCCCCAGCCUCCAAAAAUACAAAGAGGAAAAAGAUGCAGCCCCGAUCUGGUGCUGCGCUAGAGACAACACUCGAGGUAGGCCCAAAGCCUGAAGGUCCUAGAGGUACAGCUGAGGGGAAGAGUUCUGACACGGGGGAGAGCGACAGCAGCGACAGCGAUGACGAAAGGGAGCUGCCAGCCUCGCGCACCGGAUCAAAACGGCUCCGGUCAGAGGAAGAGCCAAGAGGCAUUGAGGUGGUCCCCAUUGACGAUCCAGUGAAGCGAGCUAGGAUUCUGGACCCCGAGGGCCUGGCACUGGGAUCCGUCAUUGCCGCCUCCAAAAAGGCCAAGAGGGAUUUGAUUGAUGACUCUUUCAACAGAUACACCUUCAACGAGGAAGAAGGCGAGCUCCCUGAGUGGUUUGUUCAGGAAGAGCACCAGCACCGGCGCAAACCGCUGCCCUUGGAUCGGCAGACGGUGGAAGAGUACCGCCAGCGCUGGCGCGAGAUCAAUGCCCGGCCCAUCAAGAAAGUGGCAGAGGCCAAGGCCCGCAAGAAGCGGCGGAUGCUGAAGAAACUGGAGCAGAUGAAGAAGAAAGCAGAGUCGGUGGUGAACACCGUGGACAUCUCUGAGCGCGAGAAAGCUGCUCAGCUGCGCAGCAUUUACAAGAAGGCAGGCAUAGGCAAGGAGAAACGGCAGGUGACCUACCUUGUGGCCAAAAAGGGCGCUGGGCGGAAGGUCAGGCGCCCUGCUGGAGUCAAGGGCCACUUCAAAGUGGUGGACAGCCGCCUCAAGAAAGACAUGCGAGCCCAGAAACGCAAGGAGCAGAAGCCAAAACACCGGCAGCGGAAGAAGUAAACCAUUUUGUCCUGCCGCUUCGUGGUUGCUAAGCGAGCAGAUCUCUUGCCACCCUUGAACAUGUCAGAAUCUCGUAACUGCGCCCCAGGAGUCUCCAAGCAGCAGCUGACCAGGUUUGUUGAAAUGUCACAUGGAAUUUCAGAAUUCCUGGCGCUUGGUUUGGUGGCGUGAGCUGUAUGUGCAUUGGGACAACGUUGCCUGGGCUUAUUUUCAUGCUAUCCUGGCCCACUUGCAACUCACCAGGCAUGUCCAUGGAGAGGACUCUUCAUGAGUUACCUCCCUUCAAGGUGUCUGCCCUUGGUUAUUAAACAUUGUUUUCUCAUGAA
Molecule: messenger RNA, 2911 nt
Organism: Lacerta agilis (Sand lizard)
Lineage: Eukaryota; Metazoa; Chordata; Lepidosauria; Squamata; Lacertidae
Gene: FTSJ3
Product: FtsJ RNA 2'-O-methyltransferase 3
Exons: 21
Coding region: 42-2585 (847 amino acids)
Biological process (GO): maturation of LSU-rRNA from tricistronic rRNA transcript (SSU-rRNA, 5.8S rRNA, LSU-rRNA); maturation of 5.8S rRNA from tricistronic rRNA transcript (SSU-rRNA, 5.8S rRNA, LSU-rRNA); rRNA methylation
Cellular component (GO): nucleolus; nucleus; preribosome, large subunit precursor
Molecular function (GO): rRNA (guanine) methyltransferase activity; rRNA (uridine-2'-O-ribose)-methyltransferase activity
Source: RefSeq, a predicted model, not a curated record